UGGGAUUGUGAUCAUAUUGUGUAAACUUGAACAAAUUUUUCCGAUGUCCUUUUUUACAAUCAUGGUUCACCUGUGCGUGCAUUUACCAGAACAAGCAUUAUUGGGUGGUCCAGCUCCUCCUAGAUGGAUGUUUGGAAUUGAACGGCGCAUGGGUACUUAUAAGGGAUAUGUGCGUAAUUAUGCUCGGCCUGAUGGAUCUAUUGCUGAAGCUUACGUGGUCGAUGAGGCUAUUACAUUCUUAUCUCGAUAUUUAACUGAUAUUGAAACAAGAUUUACACGCCCAGAGCGCAAUUGGGACCUCUCUAGUGAAGACUAUAAGAUGGACGUGUUUAACCACAAAAUACGAACACUUGGAGCUCCUAAAUUUGGAAAUCUAGGAUUAGAUGGGAAUGUGGUGCAAUGGUACCUUCUUAACAAUUGUGGAAGUGAGCUCGAUGAUUACAUAAAAGAGCAUAAGGAACUUAUUUGCUUGACAAGCUCACGUGCACAAGAAUGGGACAAUAUUCACAAACGUGAAUUUCCUGCUUGGUUCAA
Cuscuta europaea is the source of this 534-nucleotide messenger RNA. Lineage: Eukaryota; Viridiplantae; Streptophyta; Magnoliopsida; Solanales; Convolvulaceae. The record is from the annotation of a GenBank genome assembly.